This is a messenger RNA of Temnothorax curvispinosus, 2522 nucleotides long. RefSeq names its product vesicular glutamate transporter 1-like (gene VGlut). Lineage: Eukaryota; Metazoa; Arthropoda; Insecta; Hymenoptera; Formicidae. Gene Ontology annotation, cellular component: excitatory synapse; synaptic vesicle membrane. The record is from RefSeq and is a predicted model, not a curated record. Gene Ontology annotation, biological process: regulation of synapse structure or activity; transmembrane transport; neurotransmitter loading into synaptic vesicle. The transcript has 9 exons. Bases 329 to 2254 code for a protein of 641 amino acids. Gene Ontology annotation, molecular function: neurotransmitter transmembrane transporter activity; L-glutamate transmembrane transporter activity.
CCCGCGAAUUUUCUUAAUUGUUUCCGAUAUUCGCCGUUUGUUUAAGUUUCGUUUAAGUAUAAACAAUAUCGAAUUAUUACUCCAUUUUGCUUGCAAACGAAAUCGGAGAUAAUCCUUUUGUGCAACCCUGUGUCUUUGCGGGACAGAACAAAAUUUGGAAAUCUCUACUAAAUGGUGAUGAGAUCAUUUACUAGUGAUGAAGACAAUUGUGAGAUUUCGAUAUUAGUGAAGUGAUAAUGUUACUCUCUCUCAUUUAAUGUCAAAAGGGCUGCCAAAUAACACCACGGGCGAUAGUAUAAAAUCACGAAGCAACCCCAAUAAUUGAAAAAUGUCCAGAUUUGCAGCGGCGGGUCUCGUAGCCUUCGACUCCUUCAAGACGAAAGCGUCACAGAAAUUAUCCGGUAGAUUCAGAAAAAAUACCGGCGGUUACGAAGAGUUCGAAGCUUCGUGCGAGAAUAGCAAAGACAACAAGGGAUUUGAGGAUGAAAGAGGAUACAGCACGCAGCCUUCAUUCGAGUCACUUCCGGAGCCAGAGAGACCACCAUUGCGGCAUAUCGAUACUUAUUGCAUGCCAGAAUGUCCAUGUCUUUCCAAGAGGUACACCAUUGCAACGCUAGCUUGUAUAGGAUUCAUUAUUUCGUUCGGUAUGAGAUGUAACAUGGGCAUGGCCAAGCUCGUCAUGAAAAACAGUACAGAAGGCGAAAAUAACACUGUCAAGUUCAACUGGACGGUCGGCAUGGAAAGCGCCCUUGAUUCGUCAUUCUUCUGGGGUUACCUCGUAACGCAAGUACCCGGUGGUUUCUUCGCGUCAUUAUACCCUGCUAACAAGAUAUUCGGCACAGCCAUCGCGAUAUCUUCCUUUUUGAAUUUGUUGGUACCCGGUGCGCUAAAGGUAGACCCUAUCGUUGACAUGGGUGUGCAAGUGUUGAAAGGACUGGUUGAGGGUGUUACGUAUCCAGCCUGUCAUGGUAUUUGGAAAUAUUGGGCACCGCCUCUAGAGAGAUCGCGUUUGGCCACAUUAGCAUUUUGUGGAUCGUACGCCGCAAUGGUGAUAGGUAUGCCGCUUUCUGGAUACCUGAGUUCCUGGUUUGGCUGGACGGCAUCGUUUUACUUCUACGGUGUCUGCGGUUUGAUUUGGUAUGGUUUCUGGUUGUGGUUGACCUUCGAAAAGCCGUCGAAACAUCCCUGUAUCUCAGCUCGCGAGUUACGUUACAUCGAGGAUUCGCUCGGACAAGGACAAGGACAAGAGCAAGCACCUGUGCCCACACUAGCGACGACUCCCUGGCGCAAGUUUCUCACUUCGAUGCCCGUAUACGCCAUCAUUGUCGCUAAUUUCUGUAGAUCGUGGAACUUUUAUCUUCUGGUACUCUUCCAACCACGUUUCAUGCACGAGUCUUUUGGCAUGCCGCUUGUCGAGACCGGAGUCAUUGGGUCGCUUCCACACUUGCUGAUGACGAUGAUUGUACCUUGCGGCGGUUUGCUGGCGGAUCACCUCCGUAAACGUGGUAUCAUGACAACGACAAAUGUGAGGAAGCUUUUCAACUGUGGUGGUUUCGGUAUGGAAGCGCUCUUUUUCCUAGUGGUGGCCCAUGCGACGACAUCCAAGAACGGAACCGCUGCUACGGUCGCUCUCGCGAUUGGUGUCGCGUGCAGUGGUUUCGCCAUCUCUGGUUUCAAUGUCAAUCAUCUGGACAUCGCACCAAGAUACGCCAGUAUCUUAAUGGGCAUGUCUAACGGGAUUGGCACCAUCGCUGGUCUGCUGGUUCCUUUCUUCGUGGAUAAUAUCACGGAAAAGAAGGACCCACACAGCUGGCGGAAUGUUUUCAUCAUAGCUGCAUGUGUACACAUUUUCGGAGUGACGUUCUAUGGCAUUUUCUGCUCCGGUGAGUUGCAACCUUGGGCCGAUCCCACUUUGGAAGAACAAAAGAGCUGGAAUCCCAUGGAUGAAUUUGGCCAGACCAAACCGCCCGUUCCACCUCCGCCGAGAACUAUGCAAUCCGAAUUCAUAAAACAACCGUCCCGGGACGGAACUGUCACUGACGACUGGAAUACUUACGAGCAGUCACCAGCUGAAAAUCAUCUGUACGCCCGACAGGACAGUAAAGGCCCCGUGAUAAACUACGGCUCGACAGAGACCAACAGGAACAAUCCAUUUCACUCAACAAAUCCAUUCGCCACGGACGUUAACGCGUCUUUCGUACAACCACCGGCAACGGAUGACUACACGCAUGACAUCGUGCAGAAUCAGCAGUGAAACUGAAAAUGGUCGAUCACUGGAUAGAAUAAUUGGAUACGAGAAAAGCAGACUGCUUUCCCGAGGUUGUAGAUCAUUCGUAUCGUUACUAUCGUUAGCUGUCAAUCCCAUGCUAUCCCGGCUCUUCAGACAUGCCGCAUCUUCAUUAAUAAAACUCGCGGAAUUGAGACUAGUAAAGAUCAAAUUUGAGCUGCGCAAAUAAUUUUAUUCCUCUUGAAAGGAUAAAAUCAUUAAAAUUAUUUAUUUUUCUCUUUAAAGAAAAUUUAAU